Molecule: messenger RNA, 568 nt
Organism: Anopheles cruzii
Lineage: Eukaryota; Metazoa; Arthropoda; Insecta; Diptera; Culicidae
Product: neurotactin-like
Exons: 2
Source: RefSeq, a predicted model, not a curated record
AUGGAGGCCGGUGCGAAGGCAACCGAGGCGGCGGAAGAAGAGGAGAAGGACGAAAUGACGGCGAGCAUUUGGCCGGGAAGCGAGGAGAGCGAGAAUUAUUGUGGCAAAGGAGGAGAAACCGAAGCGUACGGCCGGUGGGUUUUCGUUAACCUGAAGCUUCCAUUCGCCAAGAAGCCGGCGGCGGCGAAGGAUAUGGAGGCCGGUGCGAAGGCAGCCGAGGCGGCCGAGGAGGAGGAGAAGGACGAAAUGACGGCCGAGGCGACGAACAAACCGAGCAGUGACGGGGGCGGUGACGCGCCCGGAGAGAACACCAAAAAGGACGAGACGGACGGCAGCCAGGCACCGAAGAAGGGUCUGCUGGAUAAGCUGCUGGUCCCACUGGCCAGUAUCAUCCCGAAGUGGUUCAAGCCGGUAGCGAGCGGCGAGCCGGAUGAUGACAUCGAACUGGAGAAAACGCUGAAGGACACCGAAACGAAGGAUGGAGUCGAUGACAUCCAAAAAGCACACGGCACGGCGCAUCCGUCUCUUUCACACCGGCGCAGAGACGUCCGAAACGGUCAGGCCAAAA